AUGGAAAUGGAUUUUGAACCUCCCUUUUUAAAGAUAUACAACACUCUAUUGGAAAAAAAUCUUGGAGAUAAUUCAGAAAAUGAUUUGUACUCUAAGGUAGAGGGAAGUGAGGAACUACCUUUGAUUGAUCUUGAGAAGUUAAAUCUUGAAGAUCCUAAAAGAGAAGAGUGCAUGAAAGAAAUAAGUGAAGCUGCUAGUAAAUGGGGUUUCUUUCAGAUUAUUAAUCAUGGAAUUUCAAAUGAGAUUCUGAACAAGAUGAUAUCUGAGCAAAAGAAAUUGUUCUAUCAACCUUUUGUGAACAAGUUAUCUGCAGAAACUGUCUUUAAUUUGUCUCCAAAAACAUACAGAUGGGGGAAUCCAUGUGCUACCAAUCUAAGACAGCUUUCUUGGUCUGAAGCCUUUCAUUUUGCUCUGACAGAUAUACCAAAUAUGGACCAGCAUAUAACUUUGAGAUCAAGCCUUGAAGAUUUUGCAACAAGAAUGGAUACCCUUGCCGAAAACUUGGUGGAGAUUCUUGCUCUCAAAGUGAAUAUGAAAUCCAACCAUUUUCAAGAGAAUUACUUGCCAAAAAGUUCUUUCAUUCGACUAAAUAGAUAUCCUCCAUGCCCUAUAUCUUCAGAAGUGUUUGGCCUCUUGGCUCAUUGUGACACUAGUUUCCUUACCAUACUCUAUCAAGAUAGUGUCGGGGGAUUGCAAUUGAUGAAAGAUGGAAAAUGGGUUGAUGUCAAGCCUAAUCCAAGUGCUCUAGUUGUUAAUAUUGGUGAUUUAUUUCAGGCAUUAAGCAAUGAUGUUUACAAAAGCAUAAAACACAGAGUGGUUGCUGCUGAAGAGGUAGAGAGGUUUUCUACAGCAUUUUUCUAUUGUCCCUUCAAUGAUGCAGUUAUACAAAGUGAAAACAAGCCAGCUGUAUAUAAGAAAUUCACUUUGAGGGAGUAUAGACAACAGACACUGAACGAUGUCAAAGAAACAGGAGAUAAAGUGGGGCUCUCUAGAUUUGUUCUUUAG
Molecule: messenger RNA, 1005 nt
Organism: Medicago truncatula (barrel medic)
Lineage: Eukaryota; Viridiplantae; Streptophyta; Magnoliopsida; Fabales; Fabaceae
Product: gibberellin 2-beta-dioxygenase 8
Exons: 3
Coding region: 1-1005 (334 amino acids)
Source: RefSeq, a predicted model, not a curated record